This is a messenger RNA of Manis pentadactyla (Chinese pangolin), 1545 nucleotides long. It is a transcript of the gene TYMS, whose product is annotated as thymidylate synthetase. The transcript is spliced from 7 exons. Gene Ontology annotation, biological process: dTMP biosynthetic process. NCBI's taxonomy places the organism in Eukaryota, Metazoa, Chordata, Mammalia, Pholidota, Manidae. Gene Ontology annotation, molecular function: thymidylate synthase activity. Gene Ontology annotation, cellular component: mitochondrion; cytosol. Bases 122 to 1066 code for a protein of 314 amino acids. The record is from RefSeq and is a predicted model, not a curated record.
GUCACCGAGAGGGAGGGGGCGGAGUCUCUGUGGCGGCGGCGGGAAAAGAGGUCUCCUGAAGCGACCCGGUUCCUCGCCUGCGUCCCGGUCCCGGUCCCGGUGCCCACAGCCGGCCCGCGCCAUGCAGGCCGCCGCCUCCGAGCUGCCGCGCCCGCCGUCGCCGGCCGCCGCGCACGAGCGGGACGCUGAGGCGCGCCCGCCGGCCCACGGGGAGCUACAGUACCUGGGGCAGAUCGAGCACAUCCUCCGCUGCGGGUUCCGGAAGGACGACCGCACCGGCACCGGCACGGUGUCAGUGUUUGGCAUGCAGGCGCGCUACAGCCUGAGAGAUGAAUUUCCUCUGCUGACCACCAAACGUGUAUUCUGGAAGGGUGUUUUGGAGGAGCUGCUGUGGUUUAUCAAGGGAUCUACAAAUGCCAACAAACUGUCUUCCAAGGGAGUGAAGAUCUGGGAUGCCAAUGGAUCCCGAGACUUCUUGGACAGCCUGGGGUUCUCCACAAGAGAAGAAGGGGAUUUAGGCCCAGUUUAUGGCUUUCAGUGGAGGCACUUUGGGGCAGAAUACAAAGAUAAGGAUACGGAUUAUUCAGGUCAAGGAGUAGACCAACUGCAAAAAGUGAUUGAUACAAUCAAAAUGAACCCUGAUGACAGAAGAAUCAUCCUGUGUGCCUGGAACCCAAAAGAUCUUCCUCUCAUGGCCCUACCUCCAUGCCAUGCCCUUUGCCAGUUCUACGUGGUGAAUGGUGAGCUGUCCUGCCAGCUGUACCAGAGGUCAGGGGACAUGGGCCUGGGUGUGCCCUUCAACAUCGCCAGCUAUGCCCUGCUCACCUACAUGAUUGCACACAUCACAGGCCUGAAGCCAGGUGACUUUGUACAUACUUUGGGAGAUGCACAUAUUUACCUGAAUCACAUUGAGCCGCUGAGGAUACAGCUUCAGCGAGAGCCAAGGCCUUUCCCGAAGCUCAAAAUCCUUCGAAAAGUUGAGAAAAUUGAUGACUUCAAGGCUGAAGAUUUUCAGAUUGAAGGGUAUAAUCCUCAUCCAACUAUUAAAAUGGAAAUGGCUGUUUAAAGUACUUGUAAAGGACUUGUCUAAGGGAUAUUGUCAGUCUUCGGGGGUGGACUGAAUGCCCAGGUGGAAGUCCACUUUGCUCUAAAGGAAGAAGGAACUAGGUCAAAAAUCUGUUGGUGACCUACCAGCUGUUAUUCACAAGCUUGUCAGCAUGCUGCCCCUGGCAAAUGUACCUGUACUACUUCUCUGAGUAGUAAAAGGUCUUGAGUUUGGUUAACUCACCAAGGAUAUAUGAAAAUGCCAAAAUUGUGAAUAAAGUCAGGGGAGUGAAAAUUUAUAUACUUUUUUAACCAAAAUAUGUACAUGCAUUUCAACCCCAGUUUCAUGAAGGACAAUAAAUUUUAAGAAUUAUAUAAGCUAUUCCCCCAAAUUUGAGCUAAGUAGUUAUAUCAGUUGUAAAGUCACAAUAAGCAGAGUGGCCAUGAACAUUGAAAGUUACGUGUUUUAUAUAUUGCUACAAUAAAGUUAUUCUGCAUUCA